Molecule: messenger RNA, 4039 nt
Organism: Condylura cristata (star-nosed mole)
Lineage: Eukaryota; Metazoa; Chordata; Mammalia; Eulipotyphla; Talpidae
Gene: MRPL4
Product: mitochondrial ribosomal protein L4
Exons: 9
Coding region: 27-911 (294 amino acids)
Biological process (GO): translation
Cellular component (GO): ribosome
Molecular function (GO): structural constituent of ribosome
Source: RefSeq, a predicted model, not a curated record
CUUUCCGCGUGGGCAUCCGCGCUGCAAUGUUGCGCCUUAUCCGCGCCGGGGCGCGGGCCUGGCUCCAGCCCUCGGGCUGCCGGGGCCUGAACGUGCUGGGGGAAGAGGCGCUGCGGCCGGAGGAGAAGGCACAGCCCGCGGCGAGCCCGGGUCCCCUGGCGCCCCUGUUGCGCAAGUGCGAGCUCCCGGUACCCGCACACCGGCGUCCCGUGCAGGCCUGGGUCGAGUCCCUGCGGGGCUUCGAGCUGGAGCGCGUGGGCUUGGCGGAGCUGCACCCCGACGUUUUCUCCUCCGCGCCCAGGCUGGAUACCGUAUACCAGGUUGCCAUCUGGCAGAAAAACUUCAAGAGAAUUAGUUACGCUAAGACCAAGACUAGAGCUGAGGUGCGGGGUGGUGGCCGGAAGCCCUGGCAGCAAAAAGGCAGUGGACGUGCGAGGCAUGGCAGCAUCCGCUCCCCAAUCUGGCGAGGAGGAGGCAUUGCCCACGGCCCUCGGGGCCCCACGAGCUACUACUACAUGCUGCCCAUGAAGGUGCGAGUGCAGGGCCUCAAGGCGGUACUGACCAUUAAACUCUUCCAGGAUGACCUGCAUGUCGUGGACUCCCUGGAGCUGCCAACUGCAGAUCCCCAGUACCUGACAGAACUGGCCCGUUACCGCCGCUGGGGGGACUCUGUGCUCCUUGUUGACUUAACGCAUGAGGACAUGCCACAGAAUGCUGUUUCAGCCACCUCUGGGCUCAAGACUUUCAACUUGGUACCAGCUAUUGGUCUGAACGUGCACAGCAUGCUCAAGCACCAGACCCUGGUUCUGACCCUGCGCACAGUCGCCUUCCUGGAGGAGAAGCUGCUCUGGCAAGACUCACGCUACACGCCCCUGUACCCGUUCCGCCUGCCCUACCGUGACUUCCCCUGAACCCUGGCCCCGGGUGCCUCUGGGCACGUCGGCUGCUCUUCUUCCUGCACUGUACUCCAUGCCAAGCACCUGCUCUGAGCCAGGCCAAGCCCCUGACUGACUUGGGUUCCUGAAGCCCACCCUUUGAGAGUGGCACUGCCAGGACCCCCUCAUCGGACAUACAGAGUGGCUGAGCGGGCAUCAUUCCUGGAAAGAGACAGUUGAGCAGAGAUUACCUCAUUCUUGUCCCAGUUCACCUUUGUUUUUAAGAUAAAUUUUAUUUUUUAAUCAAAAUAAUCAGGAGAAACAGAACAAUUCCUGGCUAUUUUGUGAAUAAUUCCAUUUGGUGACUUGGGUUCAUUCCUUGGUGCUGGGCACUUCUGGGUGCCUCUCCACUCAAGGGGUGACUAUAAUGCUAUUUACAGAAAGAUCUUGAACCAGUUUCCCUAGGUUGACUCAGCCAACGCACACAGAGGAGUGUAGGCGCCAGUGAUCGCUAGGAGCCCCUUCCUGGCGCCUGUCUGCUCCUGGUAACUUGUCCUAUUCAGGGUGUGUGUUUCCACUUGUUAAGAUCAUCCAGAAGCAAUGUGCAGACCUGAAAUUGCAUCAUAAUCUCCCGUAAGCAGAGUUAGAAAAGCAAAUAUGUCAGUAAAUGAGCAAAUAUUUUUUAAAACACCACCCCGCUAUUCUAGUUCUUGAGUUGCCUAAGGUUGUUUGUCCCCGAAGUUAAUUUUCACUAGUCUUAGCACAAAGAUAAUAUGGUGAGUUUAUUUAAAGUGGCCAGGAUUGCUGUGGGAGUUUGUGAGCCCAACUGGCUGGGCCUCUAUAGUGGUUGCCCAUUGGUUGGGCCGCCUCUCAAUGAAAAACAUCCUUGGAAUGCCUCUUGCUUGAGAGUGUCUUCUAAGCUCAGAACGCAUUCUCUGAAAAUCCUCAGUGGACAUAAACUUUGAUUUAAUGAAGUUAAGAAAUGGCCAUUGGGAGCCAGUAGUAAAGAGUACAGAGACUGAGCAGGAAAUGCAAUUGGAGCUGAAGCCACGCCUUGACUGACUUCUCACUGUGCCGCUCGCCAGCCUGUGUAAAACCUACCUCACCUGGUCUAGAGAAUCAUAGCUACAGGUAAUGGGGACCCCACUGGCUACAUCACAGCUGUCAAAAAAUCACAGCUGUGAGACCUGCCCAUGUGGAUAUUUUAAAGAAAUGGGUCAGAAUCUAUCUGUUGCCCUAUACUGGCAUCUGGUAGGCAGAUCAAAAAUGGAAGUAACCAGGGUUGGAAAGUGUGGACCUCUCGUGGGGUCCGGGACCUGGGGUCUGCCUGUGAAGGACAAACCAGAGGGAUGACUGCUAUGUCCAGCAUGCAGUGAGUCUUUAUUUCGCAGCGUGCUCUUUAUAUACUCCACAUUAUCAAGCUGUAACAAUAGAGUAUUGACUUAAUCUGUCUAGACAUUCUCAAGCAGUAACAAUAGAGUAUUGACUUAUUCUAACUCUGCAUCUGCUGCUCUAAUUCUUGGGACACCCUGCCCAGCCCCAGAUGGCCAAGCCCUUGCACACACCCAGGCACUUCUCUUGAUAUGCUCUUUUGCUAUCUUAGACAUGGCUGCUUGCUUGCAGGACCUAUUUUCUCACAUUCUUGGAGCUCAGACCUGGUACUUGAGAGCAUUCCCCCAAGGCAUAUGUUUUCACAGGCCUUUCGGUAUCCAAGUCCAGAUGCCAGUCAAGGUCAUGCAAGAGCUCUGCCAACGUUUCCCCCUUUUCUGUUUAUUAACUCCAUUAGCAGUCGGGAGGUGUCAAAGGCUCAGCCAGUCCGGCAUCAGAGACAGGCAUAUCCUAUAGCAAAAAGAACAGAGCAAAUGAAAACAGCAAGUCCGCUACCAACACUAGGCGUAAGACUGAACCAUUGAACGAGGAUCCAAACCCUGCAGUGCAUCAGCAAUAUUUUGAGCCAAAUCAUCCGAUGAUGACUGGGGUAGUUGUUGUGAAAAAUAUUGUUAUCAUCUGAUCUUGUAAUGUUUGUACAACCAAGGAUAAGUUACCUUGUGCAUAGUUGACAUUAUACUGAAUUUGGGACCAUUGGGUGGAUACAUUAUGAAACUGAACAGAAGUUACACAAGUUACACAAGCUCACAUUCCACUCAAUGAAGCAUGAUUUGUUUUUGUAAUUCCACAAACUGAUCAUCCAGCCAUCGAAAAACCUGUUGCAGUUCUCCAGCCUUUUCUUCCAAUUCAUCAAGGUGUACUGGUUGCCAUAAAAGGCAGGAAUUAUGGGACCAAUUUGAUAUAAAACAAAAUCAUGAGUGUAGGGCAAAAUGAACAGCUUGUCCUGCCACUGCUGCAGUGGUUGUGGUAGCGAUUAGUCCCAGUAUAGCAACUAUUAGCCAUCCGAUAAAGCGUUUUGUGUGAUGUGUCAGAUGUCCAACAUCCCGAAGUAAAGUUCCAGCAGUAGGAGAUUUCUCCCAAGUUCUUGUAAGAUUGACAGGCAGCCAUAUAUGAGUAUGAACACAUAAAACAACAAUAGAUUGAGAAGAGUAGUUUACAUACACGGAGGAGUUAAGACUACAAACGACAAUCACAACAGGAUAUUGUUCAUAAUGAAUGAUUAUUAAAAGAUAAUGUGUUAACUGAUGCAUACAGUAUUCUAACACAAGCUUGAAUAUAAAAAGAUGCAUUAUGUAUAAAAUGACAAUGAAACAUGGACUGUGAGGUGCCUGAAAAAUUUCCUUUCCAUGAUUGAAGAUCAUGAGCUGCAGCAUGAAGUUUCCACAAGUCGCACUGUUCUGGACCCCACCAGUCUUCUGGGGUCUUAGCAGUCCUCCUGUUGGUAUUGCUGGAAGUUGUAGCCUCGAUAUCUGGAGACGGGGGUGGAGUCCACAAAACCUGUAUCUGUAGAGUGUUUUCAGGACAUCCUUUCCCCCCUUUUGAUUUUAUACCACCAUAUCUAUGGUGGCACAGAUUGUAGGGUAUAGUCUUAAGAGACAGUCUUUCUGAGGUUUUUAGUGUAUGCAAAAGAAGCAUCAGUUGGUUACCAGCAGUGUCCAUGAAUGUAUAGUAUAACAAUUACUACUGAAAAAUAGUCUACUAGUACAUGUGAAAAGAAAAAAAAGACUUGGUUUAAAAAACAUACACACACACACACACACACACAUAUAUAUAAC